ACACCGUAAGUGUGAGGUGGAAUUGAUGAAAUAAGGUUGGAGAAGGUUUGACAAUGUUACAACUUGUAAAACAAUGACCAUAUAUAUGCUUUAUUUAUAUCUUCACACGCGCCUCUGAGCUAAGCAGAUGCAUCAUCAACACUAACAUCUCCUUCCCUAUAAAUACCGCCAUUCCACCUUCUGCAAAAUAAUCGACUCACUCUCUCAGUCUCUCUCCAUUUUUUAACAUAUCUUUUACAAACAAUUAUACAUUUUAAGAUGGCCAAAUCACCCGAAACAGAGCACCCUAUCAAGGCCUUCGGAUUGGCUGCCACCGACUCAUCUGGCCAUGUCUCUCCUUUCAAAUUCUCCAGAAGGGCUACUGGCGACGAAGACGUGCAAUUGAAAGUGUUGUACUGUGGGAUCUGCCACUCCGAUCUACAUUACCUCAAGAACGAAUGGGGCAUCUCUCAAUAUCCUCUGGUUCCAGGGCAUGAGAUUGUGGGAGUGGUAACAGAGGUGGGAAAGAAGGUGAAGAAGGUGAAAGUUGGAGACAAAGUUGGUGUGGGAUGCAUGGUGGGCUCAUGUGGAUCAUGUGAGAGCUGCAAAGAGGAUCUUGAGAAUUACUGCCCCAAGAUCAUCCCCACUUACAGUGCCAAUUACCAUGAUGGAAGCAUCACAUAUGGUGGUUACUCUGAUAUCAUGGUUGCUGAAGAGCAUUUCAUCGUGCGUAUCCCCGACAACAUGCCCUUGGAUUCUGCUGCUCCUCUUCUAUGUGCAGGCAUCACCACCUACAGCCCCAUGAGAUACUUUGGAUUAGACAAACCCGGGAUGCACAUCGGAGUUGUAGGUUUGGGCGGACUAGGCCAUGUUGCUGUUAAAUUUGCCAAGGCUUUUGGUUCUAAGGUCACAGUCAUUAGCACCUCCCCUAACAAGAAGGAUGAAGCACUAUCAAAUUUGGGCGCAGAUUCAUUCUUGAUCAGUAAAGAUGCAGAUGAAAUGCAGGCUGCUAUGGGAACAAUGGAUGGUAUUAUUGAUACAGUAUCAGCUUAUCACCCUUUGAUGCCACUCAUUGGGCUAUUGAAGGCUCAUGGAAAGCUGAUCAUGCUUGGUGCCCCAGACAAGCCUCUUGAGCUACCAGUCUUUCCUCUACUAGCAGGGAGAAAGAUGAUAUCCGGAAGUGGGAUUGGAGGAAUGAAAGAGACGCAAGAAAUGAUUGAUUUUGCAGCAAAGCACAACAUAAAGGCAGAUAUUGAAGUAAUUCCGGCGGAUUACGUGAACACUGCAUUAGAGCGGCUGGCCAAAGCAGAUGUGAAAUACCGUUUCGUGAUAGACGUGGCCAACACCAUGAUACAAUCUUAAGCUGAGGUUUUGGAUGGAAGAGUGUGUUCUGCUUUUGGUUUCAAUAAGAGAUACCCAGUUUACUUGUAUUUUACAAAUAUAGCCAGCUUCAUAUUCGUUGCUUCCUUCAGAUUUUGACUCGUGGUUUCUUGUCUUUAAAUCUUGUACAUGUGUAUUGUGUACACAUAUAUAUACUUUAAUAAAAAUAUAUCAUUAUUAGUUAA
This is a messenger RNA of Salvia miltiorrhiza (redroot sage), 1544 nucleotides long. RefSeq names its product probable mannitol dehydrogenase. Gene Ontology annotation, biological process: lignin biosynthetic process. Lineage: Eukaryota; Viridiplantae; Streptophyta; Magnoliopsida; Lamiales; Lamiaceae. Gene Ontology annotation, molecular function: cinnamyl-alcohol dehydrogenase activity; zinc ion binding. The record is from RefSeq and is a predicted model, not a curated record. Bases 259 to 1341 code for a protein of 360 amino acids. The transcript has 5 exons.